Molecule: messenger RNA, 1370 nt
Organism: Pelobates fuscus (common spadefoot toad)
Lineage: Eukaryota; Metazoa; Chordata; Amphibia; Anura; Pelobatidae
Gene: DCTN3
Product: dynactin subunit 3
Exons: 7
Coding region: 56-607 (183 amino acids)
Biological process (GO): cytoskeleton-dependent cytokinesis
Cellular component (GO): dynactin complex
Source: RefSeq, a predicted model, not a curated record
CGCGGGGCAGUGACGUACUUCCUGUGUGUUCCCGGAAGUGUCUGUCAGGGAGAGAAUGGCUGAUCUGCGAGAGAUCCAGAGCCGGCUGGGGGAGCUGGAGGAGAAACUGUACGGAGCCAGCACAGGGGGGGACACCGGCAAGAUAUCAGAUGGUCUGAUAAAAGUACAGAUUGCUCUGGGGAAUGUUGCAAGCAAGCGAGAGCGCGUCAAGACACUGUACAAGAAAAUUGAUGACCUGAUGAAAUACUUGGACCCACAGUACAUAGACAGAAUCGCUGUUCCUGAUGCUAUGAAGCUAGAGUUCAUAUUAGCAGAGGAACAAUACAUCAUAUCCCAAACAUCCCUCUUGGAACAGCUACACAACCUGCAGCCAUAUCUGGACAGUGAGCACAUCAAAGCUGUGACAGGCCAGGCCUCCAGAUUGCAAGCUCUGACGCAGGUCCACAUAAAACAGCAGGAUCAGUCUGAGGCGAUAACUGUAGAAACCAAGAAACUCCUUGAGGACUACAACAAACUGACUGUUCUUCUGUCCAAGCAGUUUGUCCUUUGGGAUGAAACAUUGUCACAGCUCGAAGCAGCAAAGGAAGCGAAGCUGAUCUCAGAGUGACACAGAACUACACGCUCCUUGUUAGCCUCCCAUGUUAUUCUCAUUCUGAUGCUUAUUUGGCUGGAAUCCCUAUCAAUAUACUGCUUCCCCUUACAAAACAUACCUCCAUUUAUUUUGUGUUAAAACAAAGAAAUAAUCCCUUGUAUGGUGGAUGAAUGCUUAACGUUACAUGCUCAGCAAACCACAGUCCAGCAUUAACAUGUUUGUGGAAUUUCCUAUCCAGAUACACCACAUAGUAAACUGCCAACAAUCUGCGUAAAAGCAGAUCUCCCUCAAACAGUAAUCGAGGGGUACACCUUCUCUCCUCCUCCCUCCCGCCGCCCCAACUAAAAUACUGUGUGUGUUGUUCAGACACGUAUUUAGUUUGUCUGAAUACAGAACCCUUUAUGUAUAGGCUGCUAGAUGUUGGUAACUAUUUAUAUGCCAGACACAAUAACGGCUCUACCUGACCCGCACACAUUCCAUUAAUAUUAUUAAUCAGACAGGAGACGGAGCAGGAAGGGUCAAGUGAUCAAUGUAACAGGGCUGUGAUUCUGGGGUGCCCGGCUUUCCCCGGCACAUUAAUGGGCAGCCAAAGAACAUCAGUAUAUUAUGACUUAAUGACAAACAGAUGUAGUCAUAAUCAGCUGGAGUGCUAAAGGCGCUAUGUCUAUAAUUUAUAGCUUUUAUCAGCCUCACUGUGUAUUAGAUCACUGGGUGUUUAAUAAUUAUCCAUGUAUUUGUCUUUUUAUUAAAGUUUUAUUUGCUGAAUGUAUUGAUUGAA